UGGUACUGCCGAACCAUAGGUUUACUGUAACCUGCUGUAUUGAUCGGGAAUUUACUUGUUUAAAGCAUUGCCUGUAUCAAAAUAACAGGGCCCAGAGCUGAGGGAGCCGCCUGCUUGCUAUGUGUUAUCACACAGCAGCAAUGCCUGGUGUGGUCAGAUCGAGAUGUCAAACAGCGUACAGCAGGAAGUCACAUAGUGGGUGACAUGAAACCCAAGUUUGAGCAAUGGUUUCAUUUCACUCUUCUGUGGGGAAAAAAACUGUAAGAUCUCUUUGUACACCAGUGUCGAGGUGCUGUGUUUCUUCCAAUGGCUAAUAAACUGGUGCAGUUGGUCAAAAAGAAAGAAGUGAUAGAGGACUUCAUGGAGAUAUUUGAGAAAGGGGCAGAGGCUUUGUCUGAGGCAGUGGGAGAGAUGUUCCCUGUUUUCUCCAUUGUAUCACCCCUUGUGCAGUUAGCCAUGGACAAUCAGGAGAGCCCGGAGGCAGAAUUCAUGAAGGAGCAGUUUCAGAAGGUACGUGACCGCCUGGAUGUGAUCUCUGAAGAGGUAGAGAACAUCACCCAGGAGAUCAAGAAGAGCGGUGUGGAUGCAGCCUACUUCCAGGUGGAGGAGAACCUGACAAGCCAAUUUCGUAAAUACAUGGACAUCCUCAACGCCAAGCCCAAGUUCCGUGAGGUGAAGAAGAAGCUCUUUAUGGAACAUUUUGCAAAGACUAAAGGAGAAACGAACUUAAACACCCUGUAUAGAGCUGUGACCGGAGACAACUUCUCCGGUGAGUCGGUGUUGGAGAUCACGCUGAAGUAUGAAGAAAGAAACCGGAGGUCCAUGGAGGACUUCUGUGCACGGUUAAAGAAUCUUUUCUUCAUUGGACUUGUCGCCCUGGUGGGCCAUGCAGCUCUGAAGGAUUAUAAUGAGGAGGAGGAGCUUCUUCGUGAUUGGGCUGAGAAAGUGAACCACAUUGAGGAGAAGAUGAAGGAUGUUGUUGAAGACUGCAGGGUUAAUUUUGUCAAACAGGCAGAAAUUGACAUUGGGAAACGUAUCCGUACCUGGAAAGGCAGGCCUAACCAGGAGUUAGCUGAUGACGCUGUAGGUUUCCUAAAACAAAAGUAUGACUGGGUGUCCUGGUCUGUAAGGGUUUAUGCUCCCCCUACAGGUUGCUUCUGGAAGCUGAUCUAUGGCAAGAAUUAUCGGGGAAUCAGUGGGGGGAAUCACUUUGUCUUUGACACUGAGCCACAUGUGGUGGUGUCCUAUAGCCUUGAGCCAAGAAGCUUAGAUAAGGAAACUCUUUCGGCCGUCAUACAGGGGCAAAAGUGGAUAAGGAACAAGGCACAGCUGGCAGAGCGACUGCACGCCAGUCUUCCCGGCUGCCUAGUGCACGUGAUUAAUCGACACGUAGUGGAAAGAUCCAGUUUCCCAGAUGACGCCCGGUAUCAUCAGGAUCACAGGAAAACGAAUAUCUUUAUAUAUUCAGAUUAAUCAUUGCUACAACUCAUGUCUUUGACUGAAUUUCUCCGUGAGGCACUGCUGUAAUUUCUGAUGAUACACGGCCAUAUUUAAAUGUACUGUACAGUAAUUUGACCGACUAAAUGCCUUUGGCUACUUAAGAAGGUUGUCAGGUUAGGUCUUCUAUUGGAAACCUUAGCCAGGUUGUAUGUUACAACAAGGGUUUCCAGCAUGUUCCAUGCUUUCUGCUCCUCAUACUGUAGUUACUGUACUAGUGCCAUUUAUUGUAUUUUUUCAUUUUUAGAAAUAAGCGUCAUGAAAUGACUGCAGCUGUGCCUCUGCAUGUGGCUUCAAGGGAAAUAUACAUGAAUAUUAGUCAGUUAGGAAUGAUCUGGUAUACAAAUGGACUGUGUUUAAUAGUCCUGUUUCAUCUUACCUGCUUCAAUAGAAUCCUGAACAGAUAAAACUGUGAAAUGAAAAAUUGUGUUUCAUAUUACAGUGGAAAACAAACUGUUUCCAUUGUUGUGUUAGUAUGUACUAAGUAUCUGCUUUAUUAAAUACAGCUUAGUACCAGGUAGGCAAUCUCUUUCAACUGCACAAUAGCCUCAAUUCUUAGACCAAUGGCAUAAACAAAGUACUGGUACACUCCUUAUCGGGUUUGGUCCAGUUCUGGUCCUAGCUAACAUGCUAUCCUAGGCGAGCAAAAGAGUAUAGAUACAUUAUAGCAUUUGUUUGAGCAAUAUUUGCGUAUCAGGCUGCACAACAAUGAACUGUUUUUUUUUUGUCUGUGUUUAAUGCAGCAUGAAACAUGACGAUGAUUGUAAGAAAGUCCAAACGUCUGUGUUUCCAUUGUCAGUGCCAGAUUCUAAAUGAAAUUUAAAGACAAUGGGGGUUGUUUGACAUGGAUCAGUGAGCCAUUGUUCAGUCACUGUUUUUGUGCCUUGAUUGCAAAUGAAACGUAAAGAUAAUGGGGGCCAUUUGAGGUGGAUCAGUAAGCCGCUGUUUGCUCACUGUUGUUAUGCGAGUCUGCUGAACGCUACACUUCCACAUCAGUUGAAGUUAAUGAUGGUUUGCAGGAGUGGAGCGUCAGGGAAGUCCAUGGCCACGAUGCCAUAGCGCCUGGGCUUUCCUGCCCUGAGCACGAGGUGGUCUAAGAGCCGGGCAUUAAUGUGCCGAGCCACGGAAAUCGGAUAGGCGAAGAUCCCGGCUCCACUUGAAUAAGUGAGGAACAUCUGGGCCUUGUUCCCAGCCUCAGCGGCUGCCAAGUGCUUGUGCACGGUCUCCCACUUUGCUGGCAAGUGAAAAAAUGUCGGCACCUGCAGGAUAAAAGCAGUAGGUGCAAGUCAGCUCUGAUCUUCGCUGGAGUUCAGGAGAUUGGAGCAUGUAUUAGUAGCCGUUCAUUUACGAGAGAUUAAUUUCAAUUUGUCACUGUUUUGUACAAUAAAAUGCAGCACUCUGCAGAAGUCUUAAACAGUCAAAGAAAAUGAUGUCUAAAUGAUCUUCACGAUUUUAUAUGUCUGUCAAAAUGUGUCAUAUUCAAAACCUCUCUUAAAGUAACCAAUGUAUUUGGCACAACUAUGCAUUUUGACUCGAUCACUAGCAUAGGAUGUUUGGCUAAUGAAUACCUAAUUUAAUUAAGUUAAUUAAGAGAGCUGGUGGUGAAAUGUAACAGAUAUGUGGAAUGACUGAGGUGCCCCUGAGGAGAGGUUUGGGAACCGAAGUAGUGUUCUUACAGCUAUCCAGCUAUGGUUCCUUCUCUGUCCUGAGAAGAAAAGAAAUUCUUAUUUUUUUAUUGUUACUGUUAAUUUGCACAAGUUUUAAUGAUAUCUUUGAACAUUUUCUUUGAUUGUCUUUAACAGUACUUUUCUUGACUUUUUCACAAUACAGACCCUCCUCAGGUUA
This is a messenger RNA of Brienomyrus brachyistius, 3342 nucleotides long. RefSeq names its product protein rapunzel-like. The transcript has 2 exons. Bases 307 to 1473 code for a protein of 388 amino acids. NCBI's taxonomy places the organism in Eukaryota, Metazoa, Chordata, Actinopteri, Osteoglossiformes, Mormyridae. The record is from RefSeq and is a predicted model, not a curated record.